Messenger RNA from Chaetomium strumarium, 1418 nucleotides. RefSeq names its product ribosomal protein L22/L17. The transcript is spliced from 3 exons. Bases 1 to 1071 code for a protein of 356 amino acids. The record is from RefSeq and is a predicted model, not a curated record. Gene Ontology annotation, biological process: translation. Lineage: Eukaryota; Fungi; Ascomycota; Sordariomycetes; Sordariales; Chaetomiaceae. Gene Ontology annotation, cellular component: mitochondrial large ribosomal subunit; ribosome. Gene Ontology annotation, molecular function: structural constituent of ribosome.
AUGAGCCUCAGUGUGCCGUCGAGGCGGCUCCUCCGGGGCGCAGCCCCGACCCGUUCAGCCUCCCCGACGACGGCGCUGCUCCCGGCGCUGCAAUCCCUCUCCCUGGGGCCCAAUCCGGCCUCUGCCCGCCCAAUUCACACGACGCCUUCCAACCAAUGGUUCUGGAAUCGCAAGACAAAAUCGACAGACGAGUCCUCCAUUGCGCAGCAAGUGAAAGGCAGCUCAGUGGACCGCAAAGCCCUCGUAGAAAGCCUCACAAAAAGGAUUGAAGGACCUGCUAUUUUUGAAGACGAGAUCAAGGAGACUGCUGCGAAGCAGAAGGAUGGAGCUCCCACCCUCCCAGCGGGCUCCUUCACCAGGGCCGGCGCGUCUCUCGCCCGCGAACACCUCGCCCGCGCCGUCGACCCGGACCCGCGCAGCCGCGUCCGCUGGGAGCGGAAGAUGGUCAUCCGCCAGGUCCAGCGGGGGACGAACCCAUACAGCCGUGAGCCGCGCGCCGAGAAGAUCGCGCGGACGGAGCGGCAGCUGACGAGCAAGUCGCCCUUCCUGGCCACGAGCACCAAGAAGCUCGUGAAGCUCGCGCACCAGAUCCAGGGGAAGACGGUCGCCGAGGCGCUCGUGCAGAUGCGCUUCAGCAAGAAGAAGAUGGCGCAGGAGGUGCGGUACCAGCUGGAGCUGGCGCGGGACCUGGCUAUUGCGGAGCGCGGCAUGGGCCUGGGCUCCAAGGGCCAGGAGGCGAGCGGAGAAGUGCGGGAGAGCGGCGACGGCAAGACGAUCGAGAUACAGACCAAGGAUGGCAAGUGGGUCAAGAUCGACGACCCGACGCGCAUGUACGUCGCCGAGGCGUGGGUGAAUCGAGGGCCAUGGAGAGGCAAGGUACCCGACUACCGUGCCAGAGGACGUGUCAACAUCAAGCACAGGCCCACGGCGGGCAUCUCGAUCGUCUUGAAGGAGGAAAAGACACGGAUACGCGAGUACGAGGAGCGUGUGGCCAAGAAGCUGCGCCAGGGCCCCUGGGUCCACCUCCCCGACCGUCCCAUCACGGCCCAACGGCAGCACUAUUCGUGGUAGAAGGAUUAUUCCGGGGCGCAUCCGAGUAAAGUGCAUGCCCUGUAUCAGUAACAGUGCGGCAGGGCGACAAGGACCCGCGCUGCGAUUCAAUUUCCGCCGUCAUGUCAAGGGGAACAUGUACAAAUAGAGCACUUAUCAAGCACCGUGGGACAGCGGGUUCGGCGUAGGUGGAGGCUCCGAGUCGUGUCGUGUACCAAGGACUCAUCAUGGGCCUGGGAAGCAUACUCCUGGAGUGUUGUUAAGAGACGAUAUCUCCAUACAAGUUCUCCUUUGACUUGAGUGAUAUAGGCCCUACUAGCUGUCCGUGUCUGACACGGCGUGCCAUCAGCCUUCCUUUAAGAGGGAAA